Pneumocystis jirovecii RU7 is the source of this 639-nucleotide messenger RNA. Its product is annotated as H(+)-transporting V0 sector ATPase subunit c''. The transcript has 6 exons. Gene Ontology annotation, cellular component: proton-transporting two-sector ATPase complex, proton-transporting domain. Gene Ontology annotation, biological process: proton transmembrane transport. Bases 1 to 639 code for a protein of 212 amino acids. The record is from RefSeq and is a predicted model, not a curated record. NCBI's taxonomy places the organism in Eukaryota, Fungi, Ascomycota, Pneumocystomycetes, Pneumocystales, Pneumocystaceae. Gene Ontology annotation, molecular function: proton transmembrane transporter activity.
AUGACAAACACAGCAGAAAGCAUGCCUUUUCAGCCUUUGACAAUUGGCACAGAUGACUUUUUUUCAAAAAUCAGUCCAUAUGCAUGGGGUUUACUUGGUAUCAGUAUAUGUAUUGGUCUUAGUGUUGCAGGUGCUGCAUGGCAUGUGGGCAUUUUUAUUACAGGAACAAGUAUUCUAGGUGGAGGUGUCAAGGCACCGUAUAUACAGACAAAGAAUCUGAUUAGCAUUAUUUUUUGUGAAGUAGUGGCGAUAUACGGGAUUAUUAUGUCAAUUGUAUUCAGUGCAAAGUUACAAGAGGUGGUAGGACCAGACUUGUAUACAAGACAGAAUUAUUAUACAGGUAUGGAAAAAGAGGUAUAUAGACUUAUAUUUACAAGAGGAACAGGAUACUCACUUUUCUGGGGAGGAAUGACGGUGGGGAUAUGCAAUUUGACAUGUGGAAUAGCAGUAGGGAUUACAGGAAGCAGUGUGGCGCUUGCAGAUGCACAAGAUCCGAGUUUGUUUGUGAAAAUUCUCGUAGUGGAAAUUUUUGGUUCAAUUAUAGGUCUUUUCGGGUUAAUAGUGGGGUUAUUGGUGACGGAAAUGCGGCUAGUUUCAGUUAAAUAUUUAGAUGAUACAGGAUUUCCUGUAAACGAUUGA